AGAGAGAGACGAUGGCCAACAUGGGAGCAGCAACUGUUGCAUUGGAUGGGAGGGACAUCAGCAGGUUCAUAACAUCCACCAUUGGCAGCUUCACACAAGAUCACCUCCUCGACCGCGAUCAGCGCCUACGCCACAAGGACCACUGUGCGGAGCGCCUUGCUGCCCAAGACACCCAUGACGCCACAGAAGUCAACUAUGCUGACCAAGCAGUCCUUGCAAACCUGGAUUGGGGAAUCGACGCAAUCGAAGAGGCAAUUUCAACUUCUAAUCCUGAGGCCAAGCUUGCACGUCUUGACCAUGCUGAACGCAUGCUCCAUGUUUGCGCGAUGCUUCAUUCAUCGCGCUCCACGGCUGGUGUCCCCAACUCAUAUCUCUCGGCAUGGGCCCACCUAAACCUUGCAUUUGUGUGGAAGCUCAGAAACAAUCUCCACAACUCAGCAAUGCACGCGCUGGAAAUAUUUAUUGUGGACCCAUUUUUUGGGAGGGUCGAUUUUGCGCCUCAGCUCUGGGAGGCGCUCUUUAUGCCCCAUAUGGGCUCACUUGCAGGUUGGUACGCAGAGGGAAGGCAUAGGAUUGUAAUAGAGGUGAUUCCUGAUUCUGCUGAUCUCUCUUUUACUGCUGAUUUAGAGCGGUUUUUUGAGGAGUCAUUGGUGGUGGGGAUGAGGCCUGAUCAGGCUGAGAAGCUAGAGCAGCUAGAAAGAGAUUAUGCAGAGUGUUUGGAUGAGCACACAAGGCUUUAUGCGAGGUAUUUUAAGGAGUGCUUGUGUUUUGAUCCAACAGCUGGGCGGAAGGGGAUGCCGAUGAUGCCCAUUGCAGAGCCACCGAUGACGCCAUUGCAUGAGGUCAGCAGGGCAAUUCCAAAAGCUGUGAGGUUCGGGCCACUCCUACCAAAGAGUGCUGGCUUCUCUUUCUUCUCUGAUAAGAAAGAGAGUGAAAGGAGUUCCAGUGGAUCCACAAAAGAUGACGAACCAGCUAACCUAGAUGACAAGGUCUUGGAUGAAGAAAAUGAUCAGGAAGAUUCUACUGAGUACCAGAUACACAUGCAAAAUAAUAAUACCAUAGUCUAUCAAGAUAAUGUAGAGAUGGGUUCUGAACUCAAGUCUCUGAAACAAGUCGCUCCUACUCGAACAAGUGAAGACAUUGGUAGUGGGUCUAGAAUGCAAAAACUUGGCUGUUCUCCCAAGGACUUGUCUCCAAUGGAUACCCCUAAAGCCCCUUCCCUUGACGUUCCAUCUCCAAAACGAAGCCCUUCCCCAAAAGUCCCAUCUCAAAAGCAAAACACUUCCCCAUCUCUAAAACAAAGCCCUAAUAUAUACACCAAAGAACCAGAAAAGAUCAUACGGUUCCUCUCCACUCGUCUUUCCAGUUCUGCUCUCUCUUCUUCCUUACCGGCAUCCCCGACUUGCAACGAUUCCAGCAUAAGCUCUAAUGGAUCUGAAGUGGAAGACAAGACUCUGUUUCAGGAAGUCCAAAGGAGUAGCAGAAAAGAUAUUAGCAGUAAAAGGAGUUUGAGUUUUGGCAUCUCAAAGACCCAACUGCCUGAAAGUGGUACUGAAAGCGAGGAAGACAUCAGUCAAAGCACCACGUCAAUUCCAACAUCUGAGAAAUUAACUCCACGAAAGAGACCACCCAAGGACUUUGUCUGCCCAAUCACAGGUCAGCUAUUCAAUGAUCCAGUUACUCUAGAAACAGGCCAAACUUACGAGAGAAGAGCAAUACAGGAGUGGCUAGAAAGAGGAAAUACUACGUGCCCCAUCACCCGCCAGAAUCUCUCCGCAACCACUCUACCAAAAACAAAUUAUGUAUUGAAGAGAUUGAUUACCUCAUGGAAGGAACAGCAUCCUGAUCUAGCCCACGAAUUCUCAAACAGUGAAGCAUCAACACCAACAACAUUUACUUCGAGAGAAUCAUCCUUAGGGUCUAUCAUGUCCUCUUCUUUCAACCCAAUUCCUACACAGAUUACAAAUGAUAUUCCCAUAGGCGAUAAGAGGAAUAGAAGGUUUACUCAUGCAGCUGUUUCCACUUCUCCAAAAAGUGUAAUAUCUCAAGCUGCUGUGGACAUGGUGAUAAAUGAGCUGAAGCCUUACACAUCCUGUAUAUGCACUUCAGAAGACUUGCAAGAAUGUGAAGCUGCCCUUUUAACCAUAGCAAAGAUAUGGAAGGCAUCAAAGGCAGAUCCUGGGGUGCACACCUACCUAGCAAAACCCACAAUUGUAAAUGGUUUUGUUGAGAUACUUUCCGUUACAGUCAACCGGGAAGUUUUGGGGACUGCAAUAUACAUUCUAUCUGAAUUAGUAUUUGCAGAUGAGAGUGUUGCAGAGACACUGACCAGUGUGGACACUGAUUUUGAUUGCUUGGCCUCACUCCUAAAGAAUGGACUAGCAGAAGCCUCUGUUCUCAUGUAUCAACUGAAACCCACAUUUUCCCAGCUCUCGUCGCAUGACCUUGUUCCAGCGCUUGUUCAAGUGAUCCUAAACAAGAGUGAGGAAGAGAAUGAGUUCCUGAUGGGGAUUAAACCCAACGAUGCAGCCAUCGCUAUGCUUGAACAGAUCCUAUUGGGUGGGGAUGAGAAUAGCAGGGCACUGAAUGCUUUAUCAGUUAUUUCUAUGAACGCUCUUCCUGGUCUGAUAAAGAACCUGGACCGUGUUGAAGGCAGAAUCUGUGUUGUAUCGAUACUUGUAUGCUGCAUGAGAGCGGACCAGAGCUGCAGCAACUUGAUAGCAAACAGAGCAGAGCUAGCUCCAGUUCUAGAACUAUUUCAUGCUGGCAAUGACAGGGCAAGAAGCAUCUGCAUGGCAUUUAUGUCUGAACUAGUUUCUGUACACAGGAGAACAUUCUGCAAUCAGGUAUUGCAGAUAAUCAAAGAUGAAGGAGCAUUCAGUACAAUGCACGCAUUUCUAGUGUAUCUUCAGAUGGCUCCAUUGGAACAAAGACCAUUAAUUGCCAAUAUUCUUCUUCAGCUGGAUCUUUUGGUUGAACCUCGGAAAAUGAGCAUUUAUAGAGAGGAAGCCAUAGAGGCUCUAAUUGAAGCACUUCGGACUGAAGAGUUCCCAAUUUAUCGCAUCACAGCUGUCGACAUGCUGUUGUCCCUUACUGGACGCUUAACUCCCUCAGGAAAGUCUCUCACAGAGGCGUUAUUGCUCAAGGCAGCAGGGGUGGAUCGGCAGUAUAAUGUCCUCAUGAAGGCGGAGAGAAUACGGAAAAUGGAUAAUGAGUCUCCAGAAACAAUGGAAGUGGAAGAGAAGGCUUCAAGGAACUGGGAGAAACGAGUAGCAUUUGUCCUUGCCAAUCACGAACAUGGAUCUAUUUUUAAAGCACUGGAAGAAUGUCUCAAGAGUGACUCACUCGAGCUAGCGAAAUCCUGUUUAGUUAUUGCCACAUGGCUAUCCCACAUGCUUCUUGUUCUACCUGAUACUGGAGUAAGAGAUGUUGCUCAACGCUGUUUGCUUGACCAGUUUAUUAAUGUCCUCCUAUCAUCGAAAAAUCAAGAGGAGCAGAUUCUUGCUGCCCUUUCUUUGAAGGGCUUUGUUAAUGAUCCCGAUGCUCUAAAAGAAGUGGGUAUGUAUGCAAAAAGUAUAUGCAAGCCACUGAAGAAGCUCAAGAAAUCUUCAAUAGCGGUACGAGACACAUUGAAAGCACUGAUAAACUCGCCAUGUGUGGACGCUACAGAGUUCUGGUCAUGUGCUGUAGUAGCUGAGACCGAUGCAAGUACGAAUAGUGAAAUUCUGUCCUUGCUUCAUUCAAAAGGAAGGCUUUUCAGCAGCCAUUCUGAUGGACAUAUCAAGGUGUGGGAUACAGGAAGGAGAACUUUGAGGUUGAUACAAGAAGCUCGAGAGCAUACAAAGCCUGUCACAAGCCUAUCUCUUGCACUUUCAGGGGAAAAGCUAUACAGUGGUUCCCUUGACAAAACAAUUCGGGUUUGGGGAAUUGGGCCAGAAGAGAUUCACUGCAUUCAGGUUUAUGAAGUGAAAGAAGCAGUGUGCAGCCUCACAGUUAACGGUGAAAUGGCAUGCUUCAUUUCUCAGGGGACUGGCACUAAGGUAUACAACUGGAGUGGAUUUCCGAAAAAUAUAAACUCCAAUAAACAUGUCAAGACCAUUGCCAUGACUGACGACAAACUCUAUUGUGGUUGCACUGGUUACAGCAUCCAGGAAGUAGAUUUGUGCAGAGGAACAUCAGGCACAUUCUUUUCGGGUACAAGAAAGCUUUUGGGAAAGCAGACGAUCCACGUUCUCCACAUUAACGAUGGCCUUCUUUUUGCAGGUGGUUCCUCAGUUGAUGGGGUAGCAGGGAAGGUGUUCUCCCUGUCCACCAAAUCAGCAGUGGGAUCAUUAAUGACAGGCUUUGACAUCUACUCCAUUGCAGUCAAUGAUGAGCUCAUAUUUACAGGAACAAAAUGUGGAGUAAUUGAGAUCUGGUUAAGAGAGCGGUUUCUAAGAGUUGGAUCACUUAAAGUAGGUGUCAAUGGGAAUGCGAAGGUUACAUGCUUGGCUGCAGAUCCUGAUGGAGAUAUGCUCUUUGCCACUUCAUCAGAUGGUAAAAUCCAGGCAUGGGCAUUGGAUUGAAGGCUUCUUCGAAUGCUUCGCUCCACUAUACUAUGUCAGGGAAAAAUGGCCAUUGUUCACCAUUCUACAUUCA
Molecule: messenger RNA, 4638 nt
Organism: Amborella trichopoda
Lineage: Eukaryota; Viridiplantae; Streptophyta; Magnoliopsida; Amborellales; Amborellaceae
Product: putative E3 ubiquitin-protein ligase LIN-1
Biological process (GO): protein ubiquitination
Molecular function (GO): protein binding; ubiquitin-protein transferase activity
Source: RefSeq, a predicted model, not a curated record